AUGGACCCGGAAACAACCAGCAGCUUGUUUUCGUUGUGAACGACACUACCAGAAACCUUAGACCGGACCAGACCGACCCGGACCGACCCGGACCGGACACAGCCGGACCGAACCGGACCUUGACCCGCAGCUGUCGGUGCUUCGUGAAGCCGCCGCCAUGAACGUGAGUCUCGCGGUGAAGCAGUACGUCUCCAAGAUGGUGGAGAGCAGCGGCCCCGGGAUGAAGGUGCUGCUGAUGGACCGAGAGACGACCAGCAUCGUCAGCAUGGUGUACACUCAGUCUGAGAUCCUGCAGAAGGAGGUUUACCUGUUUGAACGGAUCGACUCUCAGAACAGAGACUGUAUGAAACACCUGAAGUCCAUCUGCUUCCUCAGACCCACCAAGGAGAACGUAGAACAUCUGAUCCAGGAGCUGAGGAGACCAAAGUACGGCGUGUACUUCAUCUACUUCAGUAAUGUGAUCAGUAAGAGUGAAAUCAAAGCUCUUGCUGAAGCAGACGAACAGGAAGUGGUGGCUGAAGUCCAGGAGUUCUAUGGAGAUUUCAUCUCAGUGAAUCCACAUCUGUUCUCACUGAACCUGCCCGGAGUGUCCAGGGGUCGGAGCUGGGAGUCGUCCAUGCUGUCUCGCUGUACUCAGGGUCUGACGUCCGUCCUCCUUGCUCUAAAGAAAUGUCCCGUUAUCCGCUACCAGCUGUCCUCAGACAUGUCCAAACGCCUGGCCGAGAGCGUCAAGCAAAUCAUCACAAAGGAGUACGAGCUGUUUGACUUCAGGAAGACGGAGGUUCCUCCUCUGCUGCUGAUCCUCGACCGGAGCGACGACGCCAUCACGCCGCUGCUCAACCAGUGGACGUACCAGGCGAUGGUCCACGAGCUGCUCGGCCUCAACAACAACAGGAUCGACUUGUCCAGAGUCCCGGGGGUCAGCAAAGACCUGAAGGAGGUGGUUCUGUCUGCGGAGAACGACGAGUUCUACGCCAACAACCUGUACCUGAACUUCGGAGAGAUCGGCACCAACAUCAAGAACCUGAUGGAGGAUUUCCAGAAGAAGAGACCUAAAGGACACCAGAGGCUGGAGUCCAUCUCCGACAUGAAGGCGUUUGUGGAUAACUACCCUCAGUUUAAGAAGAUGUCGGGCACCGUGUCCAAGCACGUGACGGUGGUGGGCGAGUUGUCUCGGCUGGUUUCAGAACGUCAGCUGAUGGAGGUGUCGGAGGUGGAGCAGGAGCUGGCCUGUCAGAACGACCACUCCAACGCUCAGCAGAGCGUUCGGCGCCUGCUGCAGAGUCCUCGCCUGUCGGAGCUGGACGCCGUGCGCCUCGUCAUGCUCUACGCUCUGAGGUAUGAACGCCACAGCAGCAGCGUCCUGCCGGCGCUGAUGGACGAGCUGAGCAGGAGGGGCGUGUCCGAGCGCCACCGCAGGAUGGUUCAGUCUGUGGUGGAGUACGGAGGGAAGCGGGUCAGAGGAAGUGACCUCAUCAUGGCAACUGACGCCGUCGCCAUGACAAAACAGUUCUUCAAAGGACUCAAGGGUGUGGAGAACGUCUACUCUCAGCAUCAGCCGCUGCUUCAUGACACUCUGGAUCAGCUGAUCAAAGGUCGACUCAAGGACAGUCAGUUUCCAUACCUGGGAGCCAGCAGCCUGAGGGACAGGCCUCAGGACAUCAUCGUGUUCCUGAUUGGUGGAGCCACUUAUGAAGAAGCUCUGACUGUUUACAACAUGAACCGAAGUUCACCUGGAGUCCGCAUCGUCCUCGGAGGAAGCAGCAUCCACAACACCAAGAGUUUCCUAGAGGAAGUGAUGUCAUCAGUGGGUCAAGAUGGACCACAAGGAAGUGGUCGCCAUGGCACUAGACGCUGAGAAACACACACUUACACACACACACACACACACACACGUUUAUAUCAGUCUCAUUAUUUUCAUCAUGAAAUCAGUGUAAAUUUUAAAAGACAUUUGAUCUUAUCAUGUUAAAGAAAGAGUUAAAGGUCCUGGUGUUAUUUCCUCUCUGACUCAUGUUUCAUCCUACUGACACACACACAAACACACACACACGCACACACACACACACACACACACAGGGGUCUGGGUUGUUGGUUAUUACGGGGUCAGAAUAUUAGGAACCUCUGAAUCCAGCACAGUGAACCUGGAACAACACAAACCAGUGUUUACACUCUGCUGGUUUUCUGUGUGUAUUUGGUGAAAUGUCCCUUUAACGUGUCUAAAUGUUAAACUUUAGAUUAGAAUCUAAAUAAAUCAUAAACGUGACAAA
This is a messenger RNA of Pleuronectes platessa (European plaice), 2267 nucleotides long. RefSeq names its product vacuolar protein sorting 45 homolog (gene vps45). Gene Ontology annotation, cellular component: Golgi membrane. The coding region runs from base 158 to 1858 and encodes 566 amino acids. Lineage: Eukaryota; Metazoa; Chordata; Actinopteri; Pleuronectiformes; Pleuronectidae. The record is from RefSeq and is a predicted model, not a curated record. The transcript has 15 exons. Gene Ontology annotation, biological process: vesicle-mediated transport; intracellular protein transport.